Lathyrus sativus (Indian pea) is the source of this 2427-nucleotide messenger RNA. NCBI's taxonomy places the organism in Eukaryota, Viridiplantae, Streptophyta, Magnoliopsida, Fabales, Fabaceae. The record is from the annotation of a GenBank genome assembly.
AUGAACAAAGUAUCCUUUCAGUGUCUGACGACGCCGUUCACAUUCUCGCUCUCUUCUCUCUCUUUCUCUCAUCACCACUCACCACGCUCCUUUCUUCGCUUCUCUGUUCGCGCUACUUCAUCUAGAGCAAUGACAUCCCAUAUUGUUGGUUAUCCCCGCAUGGGACCAAAGAGGGAGCUUAAGUUUGCUCUGGAAUCAUUCUGGGAUGGAAAGAGUAGUGCUGAGGAACUGAAGCAGGUUGCUGCUAACCUUAGGUCAGCCAUCUGGAAGCAGAUGGCCGAUGCUGGAAUUCAGCAUAUACCAAGCAACACCUUCUCAUACUAUGAUCAAGUAUUGGACACUACAGCCAUGGUCGGUGCAGUUCCUGACAGAUAUAAUUGGAAAGGUGGAGAGAUUGGCUUUGAUGUUUACUUCUCCAUGGCUAGAGGAAAUGCAUCUGUGCCAGCUAUGGAAAUGACCAAGUGGUUUGACACCAACUACCAUUUCAUUGUUCCUGAAUUGGGUCCAAAUGUUAAGUUCUCCUAUGCAUCACACAAAGCGGUGGAUGAAUACAAGGAGGCCAAAGCUCUAGGAGUGAAUACCGUACCUGUACUUGUGGGGCCAGUAUCCUACUUGUUGCUGUCAAAACCAGCUAAGGGUGUUGAAAAGUCAUUUUCCCUUCUUUCCCUAAUUGACAAGAUCCUUCCUGUAUACAAGCAAGUGGUGACGGAACUGAAGGCGGCUGGUGCUACUUGGAUUCAAUUUGAUGAACCUACCCUUGUCAAGGAUCUGGAUGCUCACCAGUUACAAGCAUUUGAUUAUGCUUAUGCAGAGCUAGAAUCUACUUUAUCUGGUUUGGAUGUUCUGAUUGAGACAUACUUUGCUGAUGUCCCAGCUGAAGCGUACAAAACACUCACCUCUUUGAAGGCUGUUACUGCAUAUGGGUUUGACCUUGUUCGUGGAACAAAGACCCUUGAUUUGAUCAAGCAAGGAUUUCCAUCUGGAAAACUUCUUUUUGCCGGUGUUGUUGAUGGAAGAAAUAUUUGGGCUAAUAAUCUUGAAUCUUCGCUAAACACCUUGCAGACACUUGGGGACAUUGUUGGAAAGGAGAAAGUUGUGGUUUCCACAUCCUGUUCUCUUCUUCACACUGCAGUUGAUCUGGUGAAUGAGACGAAGCUGGACCAAGAGAUUAAGUCUUGGCUUGCAUUUGCAGCACAGAAAAUAGUUGAAGUAAAUGCCUUGGCCAAGGCAUUGUCUGGACAAAAGGAUGAGGCUUACUUUUCUUCCAAUGCUUCCGCUUUGGCUUCAAGGAAGUCCUCCCCAAGGGUGACAAAUGAGGCUGUCCAAAAGGCUGCUGCUGCUCUUAAGGGCUCUGAUCACCGUAGGGCCACUAAUGUUAGUUCCAGAUUGAGUGCACAACAGAAGAAAUUGAAUCUUCCUAUUCUUCCAACCACUACAAUUGGAUCUUUCCCUCAGACUGCAGAUCUUAGAAGGGUUCGCCGUGAGUUCAAGGCCAAAAAGAUCUCCGAGGAGGAUUAUAUCACUUUCAUUAAAGAGGAAAUUAUUAAUGUUGUUAAGAUCCAGGAAGAGCUCGACAUUGAUGUCUUGGUGCAUGGAGAGCCCGAGAGGAAUGACAUGGUUGAGUACUUUGGAGAACAAUUAUCUGGCUUUGCUUUCACUGCCAAUGGGUGGGUGCAAUCCUAUGGAUCCCGCUGUGUCAAGCCACCGAUCAUCUAUGGUGAUGUGAGCCGUCCCAAGCCAAUGACUGUUUUCUGGUCUUCGACAGCUCAAAGUUUGACAAAACGACCUAUGAAGGGAAUGCUUACUGGCCCUGUUACUAUUCUGAACUGGUCCUUUGUUAGAGAUGACCAACCUAGGUUUGAGACUUGCUACCAGAUUGCUUUGGCUAUAAAGGAUGAGGUUGAGGAUCUUGAGAAAGCUGGCAUUACCGUCAUCCAAAUCGAUGAGGCUGCUUUAAGAGAAGGCUUGCCCCUACGGAAAUCUGAGGAGGCUUUCUAUCUAAACUGGGCAGUUCACUCAUUUAGGAUUACAAACUGUGGUGUGCAAGACACCACUCAGAUUCACACUCACAUGUGUUACUCAAACUUCAACGACAUCAUUCACUCGAUCAUCGAUAUGGAUGCAGAUGUUAUCACCAUUGAGAAUUCUCGAUCAGAUGAGAAGUUACUAUCUGUCUUCCGCGAGGGAGUUAAAUAUGGUGCUGGCAUUGGUCCUGGUGUUUAUGAUAUUCACUCACCAAGAAUUCCACCCACCGAAGAAAUUGCUGACAGAAUCAACAAGAUGCUUGCAGUCCUUGAAAGCAACAUCCUCUGGGUCAACCCUGAUUGUGGCCUUAAAACGCGAAAAUACACCGAGGUUAAGCCCGCCCUCACCAACCUGGUUGAUGCUGUCAAGCUCAUCCGCAAACAACUAACUAGUACCAAAUGA